GUCAUACUAUUAACUCCGGGUUUUCCUAAGAACCUUUGGUCAUAAGGCCUACAUAACACUGGCACAGACUGUCACAAUAGUUCAUCUCAGCUUAUAACACUCCCUCCUGGCUGUUCAUGAAGUGUUAUGUCAUUGAUAUGUUGUGUGGCGCUUAUGAUGAAUAGUGCAAGCAAAGUGUAUGGAGUAAGUUGACAAUGCAAUCUGACUUACUGCCUUGGGGGGCAUUGGUCAUCAGCAAACGUCUGAGAUCAGGUUUGGUGUUGAGCGGUUUUCUCCACUUCAAGGAUGUUCUUGCUUCUUUUAGUUCUGACAAUGCAAUCAAUACUAUACAAUGGACUGUAUAUCUGUUUCUAUUCUAUCCAACUGGUUGUUGUCUUGCACUGCAGAAAUCCUCUAGCAGCCUAGCUACUCCUAUGAAAUGACAAGUCAGGGGAGUUUGUAAAAGCACAUAUAGGUCUGUAACCAGGCCAGACUACUCCAUGGCAAGACUUCACUCUACUAGAACUGUUCCAGGACCAGUCCUGAGGGUCUGUCUGAUGAAGGUCUCUGACCGAUACGUCAGGCUAUGUUUUUAACUUUGGAUUUACAAUAAAUAGUGGAGAGAGUGUUGUGACUUGUGCCCUCAACUUCUGAUGCCACAGUCCUGAGGAUCACCAGCUGAAGCUGAGGAGCAAAACUGGCCCUGGAUCAGUGGAGUUGAAAUGUACUGCUGCACUUUGUCCACAUCCUGGGAACAACUACAGAUGGAGAAACUGGCCCUGGAUCAGUGGAGGUGAAAUGUAGUGCUGCACUUUGUCCUCAUUCUGGGAACUACUACUGAUGGAGAAACUGCCUUUUUGUACACUUGUUGUACUAGGCCUUCUGUACAGGCUACAUCAAUGCAAAGCAGCAUCUAUUCAACUUGAUAAUCAGAAUAGAUAAGUGAAAAAUUGGUUAUGGUAACAAAAUAAAAAAUUAUGUAAGCAUAGGUCUUAUUUGUAAAGGAGGUUUGGAACAAAAGAAAAUGGUUGAUGGUUUAAACUUUAUUUUUAUAUGAUUUUUCUAUUCAUAGCAAGACAGCAAUCUGUAUGAAUAUUGUUGUGGAUGCAGUCUUCUCAUGGAUGUAGCCUAUAAGGAGGAUGGAUGUCACUGAGGCACACCACUUGAUUGAUGGUGUUUUGGGUCUGAGGCGCCUUUGUACCACGGCUCGCUCUUGCUCUGGUGGGAGCAGGGUGGAGGAAGGUGCUAUUUCAACAUGACGCUCUCUACUGGGGCUGAUACUUUAAUUGACAUCGCUGUGUGUUUGUUUGCUGAACUGAGAAAUGUAUUGCUUUGCUAAUGUAUUCCUUUUUGCGAGUUGACGCGUACAAGGAUGUGACGCGCCUAGACUAGAGAGAGAGAGAGAGACACAGCCCCGCCCUUCUCCUGGUGUGGAACGAAAAUGCCCCGUCUCUCCUCCCUCGGCUCCAGGGAUAGAUAGGCUUUCUCCCCGCAACUGCGAGCUGUGUAGUAGCUUACUGUCCACAUACAGCGGAUGUCUGACAUGAUAUCCAUGGUAUGCACUGAACGUUAUAUCAACUAGAAACUAGUUUAAGGACUUUCGUAGACUUAGUUUAUAUCUAGAUAGAUAUUGGUUUAAUUAUUUAUUGACAAUGGAAGGAAACAGUAAAUUCACCAGCCUCUUUCACAGACCCAGGUGUCUGGCGGCGGCGGCACCUGGAGGAAAAGCGAAAUUAACUCACCCAGGGAAGGCAAUUCUAGCAGGUGGUAUAGCAGGGGGUAUAGAGAUCUGUAUCACCUUCCCUACAGAGUAUGUGAAGACUCAGCUACAACUGGACGAGAAGGCCAACCCUCCCAAAUACAGGGGCAUCGGUGAUUGUGUGAAGCAGACAGUACAUGGUCAUGGGGUGAGGGGACUGUAUAGAGGACUCAGCUCACUCCUCUACGGAUCCAUACCCAAAUCAGCUGUCAGGUUUGGUGUGUUUGAGUAUCUCAGUAACCAUGCCCGUGACGAGGCAGGGAAGUUGAACAGCACCAGGGGUCUGCUAUGUGGGCUGGGGGCUGGAGUCAUGGAGGCUGUAGUCAUAGUCUGCCCCAUGGAGACUGUCAAGGUUAAGUUCAUCCACGACCAGUCUUCAGUCAAGCCCAAAUACAGAGGCUUCUACCAUGGAGUCAGGGAGAUCAUCAGAACCCAAGGUAUUAGGGGGACCUACCAGGGCCUGACAGCCACCGUUCUGAAGCAGGGCUCCAACCAAGCCAUCCGAUUCUACGUCAUGACCUCCCUCAGGAACUGGUACAAAGGGGAUAACCCCAAUAAGGCUAUUAACCCCGUGGUGACGGGAACGUUUGGAGCCAUUGCAGGAGCAGCCAGUGUGUUCGGGAACACCCCACUGGAUGUCAUCAAGACCAGGAUGCAGGGUCUGGAGGCUCAUAAGUAUAAGAGUACACUGGACUGUGCCGUCAAGAUCAUGAGACACGAGGGUGUACGAGCGUUUUAUAAGGGGACGGUUCCUCGGCUGGGCCGUGUGUGUCUGGAUGUGGCCAUCGUCUUCAUCAUCUAUGAGGAGGUGGUCAAGGUUCUCAACACGGUCUGGAAGACGGAGUGAGGGGGUGCAGCUGGAGCCUCUGACCUCUCUGGGCCAAACAGGAUGUGACCGGACAAAUGAGCCUACUACCACUCUGUAGUGGGUUCCUUAUCAUUCUGAGUUAAAGCAUAGUGGUUCUGCCUUGGCCUGACGGUCUAGCUACAGUAACAGUUACAGUAACAGCUACAUGUAACAGCUAACCCAAUGAAAAGGGUUUUCUUUUUGAUCAUUUAUGAUCAAGCCUUUAAUGCAAUAAUUUUAAGUGUGAUAUGACAUUUAUUUUUUAUAAUACUUAUGAUUAUAAUAAUAAAUGUUUAAUUGCAGAAUUUGUUUUACUCUGUUCCAGAUGCCAAGCCCUCCAGUAGCAAGCUGCCAAAUUGUGACAAACCUAAUUAUUGUUACAGUUCUACUGUAAUACAACUCACCCUUUUGGGCUGGCUAACAGCGUUUUCCUCAAGUGAGAAGUAUGCAUAGAGCAAUAUAUUCUGACCAAGAGAAGAGAAAAAAUGUAAAUAAUAUACUGAAUCAUAAUAUAUUGAUCAGAGUCUUUAUCAAUGUAUUUAUUGAACGUUGAAUGUUGACUAAUGCGUCUUUGUGUUUGAGACCGUUGCUGUUAUACUGUGCAGUGUUAUGUACUAAAUAGUAAGCCAAUGCGCUACAGUGUUAACAUUAAAGUACUGUAGGGAUUGGGUGGGUGCAAGAGGUCGCAUUGGGUUCAUUACAGCUCAUUCCGACUCAACCAUAACUCAGUUUCCUAGCUCAGAUGGCAUCCUACCACAGAUGUUUGUGUUCCAGAUAGAUCAGCCAUAUUCUGAGAUGGAACCCUGGGGGAACAUUCCCAUUCCAUCCACACAUGUUCCAAUCAUUUCAGAGGCCUUUGUUGUCAACGUUUUAAAAUUCUAAAUCAUUGACAUUCUGUUAUUUGGUGCCAUUUUGGGGGUUGUUUUAGUGUUUUAAAUUCUUUCGUUAUUGUUGCCUUGCAGAUGUGCCUAUUCAUUUACGAAAACAACCAUUUUGAAACCAUUACAAUGUAUUAUAUAUUUUUGAAUCCAUCUCAUCUAGGUUUUCAGGGUCUUGAUUGUAGUGUAAUAAUGUGAGAACAGUCUGAGUCUGCACAAAUGUCUGCCCUAACAACAAGAUAACAAGGCUUUAUUUUGCAUCAGUGGAAUAGUAAAUGAAAUGCAUUGUUAUUUAGCUUUUAGCGCCCAAUGCCUUUGACUCUGCGUUGUCAGUAACGGUAGAUUGACUGUUUUGACUCUGCGUUGUCAGUAACGGUAGAUUGAUUGUUUUGACUCUGCGUUGUCAGUAACGGUAGAUUGACUGUUUUGACUCUGCGUUGUCAGUAACGGUAGAUUGACUGUUUUGACUCUGCGUUGUCAGUAACGGUAGAUUGACUGUUUUGACUCUGCGUUGUCAGUAACGGUAGAUUGACUGUUUUGACUCUGCGUUGUCAGUAACGGUAGAUUGACUGUUUUGACUCUGCGUUGUCAGUAACGGUAGAUUGACUGUUUUGACUCUGCGAUGUCAGUAACGGUAGAUUGACUGUUUUGACUCUGCGUUGUCAGUAACGGUAGAUUGACUGUUUUGACUCUGCGAUGUCAGUAACGGUAGAUUGACUGUUUUGACUCUGCGUUGUCAGUAACGGUAGAUUGAUUGUUUUGACUCUGCGUUGUCAGUAACGGUAGAUUGACUGUUUUGACUCUGCGUUGUCAGUAACGGUAGAUUGACUGUUUUGACUCUGCGUUGUCAGUAACGGUAGAUUGACUGUUUUGACUCUGCGUUGUCAGUAACGGUAGAUUGACUGUUUUGACUCUGCGAUGUCAGUAACGGUAGAUUGACUGUUUUGACUCUGCGCUGUCAGUAACGGUAGAUUGACUGUUUUGACUCUGCGUUGUCAGUAAGGGUAGAUUGACUGUUUUGACUCUGCGAUGUCAGUAACGGUAGAUUGACUGUUUUGACUCUGCGUUGUCAGUAACGGUAGAUUGACUGUUUUGACUCUGCGUUGUCAGUAACGGUAGAUUGACUGUUUUGACUCUGCGAUGUCAGUAACGGUAGAUUGACUGUUUUGACUGCGUUGUCAGUAACGGAAGAUUGACUGUUUUGACUCUUGCUUUUACCUACAUACAGUAAGUGCUGCAUAAAAUAUGUACUGUAAGGUGCAGAAGGCCUCAGUCCUCUCCUCAGCAUAUGCUGUUUUAGGACUGGAUUCAAUCCGUAUCGCAGAAGAUUCGUGUUAAAAUGUAAAGGUAAUUUCCGAUUGAGCCGACAUAUGCAGAGUUUACCAUGACAAUUGCCUUUACAUUUCAAUCAAGCUAUAACGCAGAUCUUCUGUGAUACUUCUGCGAUAUGGAUUGAAACCAACCAGAUUCCAUAAUAUCAAAAUUAAAUGGAUAUAAUUUCAAAUACCUAGAGGAAUUUGCUGUGUUUCUUACCUUAUUAUAACCUCUAAAGCUAAGGUGGUACACUAAGGACCAAAACAUGACCGCUUUGCCUUUGCAUGCCUUUAUUUGAAUUUGAGUUUUUCACUAAGACAUUUUUGAAAAGUACUAUCUUGUGUGUGUGUGCGUGCAUGCACUCCUCCAUCCUACUCCCCUUUGAUGAGGUCAGGGAUGUAGCUGUCCUAUCUGGAAAUCUGAAAGUGAAAGAAACAGUUUUAUAGUUACAGCAUCAUGAUGUGGUUUCUGCAUUCAAACAAGACCAUGCUACCAUUCAUUUGCAACUGAAUAGUGGCUCUGGCUAUGUAUACAAGCUAAUGUUAGUUAGUGAAUGACAUCUGCGGUGGCCAUAUACAGUUGAAGUAAGAAGUUUACGUACACCUUAGCCAAAUACGUUUAAUCCUAGUAAAUAUUCCCUGUCUUAGGUCAGUUAGGAUCACCACUUUAUUUUAAAAAUGUGAAAUGUCAGAAUAAUAGUAGAGAAUUAUUUAUUUAAGCUUUUAUUUCUUUCAUCACAUUCCCAGUGGAUCAGAAGUUUACAUGCACUCAAUUAGUAUUUGGUAUUAUUGCCUUUAAAUUGUUUAACUUGGGUCAAAUGUUUCGGGUAGCCUCCCACAAGCUUCCCACAACAAGUUGGGUGAAUUUUAGCCCAUUCCUCCUGACAGAGCUGGUGUAACUGAGUCAGGUUUGUAGGCCUCCUUGCUCGCACACACUUUUUCAAUUCUGCCCUCAAAUUUUCUAUAGGAUUGAGGUCAGGGCUUUGUGAUGGCCACUCCAAUACCUUGACUUUGUUGUCCUUAAGCCAUUUUUCCACAACUUUGGAAGUAUGCUUGGAGUUAUUGUCCAUUUGGAAGAACCAUUUGCGACCAAGCUUUAACUUUCUGACUGAUGUCUUGAGAUGCUGCUUCAAUAUAUCCACAUAAUUUUCCUGCCUCAAUGCCAUCAAUUUUGUGAAGUGCACCAGUCCCUCCUGCAGCAAAGCACCCCCUCAACAUGAUGCUGCCACCCACGUGCUUCAGGGUUGGGAUGGUGUUCUUCGGCUUGCAAGCCUCCCCCUUUUUCUUCCAGACAUGACGAUGGUCAUUUUGGCCAAACAGUUCUAUUUUUGGUUCAUCGGACCAGAGGACAUUUCUCCAAAAAGUACGAUCUUUGUCCCCAUGUGCAGUUGCAACACCAUAGUCUGGCUUUUUUAUGCUGGUUUUGGAGCAGUGGCUUCUUCCUUGCUGAGCGGCCUUUCAGAUUAUGUCGAUAUAGCUUUCUUUUUACUGUGGAUAUAGAUACUUUUGUACCUGUUUCCUCCAGCAUGUUCACAAGGUCCUUUGCUGUUGUUCUGGGAUUGAUUUGCACUUUUCGCACCAAAGCAGGUUCAUCUCUAGGAGACAGAACGCGUCUCCUUCCUGAGUGGUAUGACGGCUGCAUGGUCCCAUGGUGUUUAUACUUGCGCACUAUUGUUUGUACAGAUGAACGUGGUACGUUCAAGCAUUUGGAAAUUGCUCCCAAGGAUGAACCAGACUCGUGGAGGUCUACAAUUUGUCUGAUUUCUUUUGAUUUUCCCAUGAUGUCAAGCAAAGAGGCACUGAGUUUGAAGGUAGGCCUUGAAAUACAUCCACAGGUACAUCUCCAAUUGACUCAAAUGAUGUCAAUUAGCCUAUCAGAAGCUUCUAAAGCCAUGACGUAGUUUUCUGGAAUUUUCAAAGCUGUUUAAAGGCACAGUCAACUUAGUGUAUGUAAACUUCUGACCCACUGGAAUUGUGAUAGUGAAUUAUAAGUGAAAUAAUCUGUAAACAAUUGUUGGAAAAAUUACUUGUGUCAUGCAGAAAGUAGAUGUCCUAACCGAUUUACCAAAACUAUAGUUUGUCAACAAGAAAUUUGGGGGAGUGGUUGAAAAACGAGUCCUAACUGCCUUACCAAAUCUAUAGUUUGUUAACAAGAAAAUGGUGGUGGUUGAAAAACGAGUUUUAAUGACUCUAACCUAAGUGUAUGUAAACCUUUGAUUUCAACUGUAGGUACUUGUAUAGUAUUCUUCUAUUCAUAUGGCUCUGGUGUUGUGCAGUACACAAACAAGGGUGUCAAUAUCAUUCUCUUAUAGACUACAGUUGAGGUAAUUACAGAAGUUAGUACACUCAAAUUAUCUUGUUAUGUGAAGUGUCUGUACCUGUAUUUUCCAUUCUGUUUUCUUGCACUUUUUCUUGAAAAGUCUUCAACUCCCUCCUCUCAUCCUGCAUUUCUUUUAUCGUCCUCUCAUAGUCCUCCUGCUCUCUCUCUUUGCUCUUUCUGAGGGAAUCCCUUGCCAUCACUACGCUGUCCAUCACGUCCCCCAGAUUCUGUAUUACACUUUCCAGUCGUUUUUGGUCUUUCUCCAGCUCCAUUAACGACUCCUCAUAUACUUCCUUCUCUUCCUUUUUUUCUUCUUUUGUUCUCUCCUCCCCACCUUCCAUUAUCCUUCUCACUCUCUCAUCUGCUCCAUUCCCUUCUUCACCCUCUUCUCCAUGUACUUCCUCUCUCUCCCUCUCAUUCUUUUUCAUUUCCAUUUCCUCCUUCCCUUUUCCACCUCUUUUUCACUCUCCGGAAUCUUCUCCUUCAAUCCAAAACUCAGUUUCUUCUCUAUGGUGGCAUCCUAAGGCGACAACAGGUGUGGAGUGGGUGCAGCCCAUUUUGAGACAAUGUUGAAAGAAGAUUGGGCUUUCAAUGCAUAGAUCUGCUGAUGACGGCAUGUCUCUGAUGACAGAGGUGAAAAGUGCAUUUCAGGAUAUUUUGUAGGCUACAUAGAGAAAAAAGUUUACUUUUUUCAAUAGAAGGGAUAUUAUAAUAUAAUUUAACUGUUAUCCAAAGUGUAUUACAGUGAGUGAAUAGAACUUACUUUUUAGAAAUCUGAAAAGGAAAGGGGUGAGAUACUCAUGCCGUCCAGGUUCAGUAAUAUUCACACACACACGCUUUACCCUCGGCUUGUAACAAUAAAGACUGUAUUUCCCGAUA
This is a messenger RNA of Salvelinus fontinalis (brook trout), 7975 nucleotides long. Its product is annotated as tricarboxylate transport protein B, mitochondrial-like. The transcript is spliced from 9 exons. Gene Ontology annotation, biological process: mitochondrial citrate transmembrane transport. The coding region runs from base 1632 to 2585 and encodes 317 amino acids. The record is from RefSeq and is a predicted model, not a curated record. Lineage: Eukaryota; Metazoa; Chordata; Actinopteri; Salmoniformes; Salmonidae.